Eremomyces bilateralis CBS 781.70 is the source of this 788-nucleotide messenger RNA. RefSeq lists its product as uncharacterized. The record is from RefSeq and is a predicted model, not a curated record. Bases 198 to 725 code for a protein of 175 amino acids. The transcript has a single exon. NCBI's taxonomy places the organism in Eukaryota, Fungi, Ascomycota, Dothideomycetes, Eremomycetales, Eremomycetaceae.
GUCAGUUCUAGUUGAACCAAACCUACCACGCUCUGGUUUAGUACACCAUAACGGGCGCCUUGCAGAUUAAAGAUAAAGGAGUGGCAUCCAAUGGCAGCUAUCCACGUUACUCAUUACCCUUAUAUUUCCAAUUUAUACAAGACAUUUAGCUGGCAAUCCUUUCGCAGUGCUUCUCACGACCAUUUCCUUCAUUUGCCAUGUCUAGUCAACCCGCAAUAUCACCAAAGUUUCUAGAACGCUGGAAAGAUGUUCAUAAUGCUGUCACCACAUUCUCCCAAGUUGCAAAGUCGUUAAAUGAGGUCGAAGAGGUUAUGAUCGAGAGGAGAACACUGGGUGAUCAAGUAAAGCGGCUGGAGACGGAAAGGUCCGAGAGUGCUGGGGAGGUCGCCUCUCUUAAAACAACACAUACCGUCCUGAUCCAGCAAUUUGAGUUAAGGUACAAUAGCUGGGAGCUUGAACGCAAGGAAUUACGAGAGCAAUACGAAGACGGGAAGCGAAAAGGCCAGCAAGAGCUUGAUGAUAUUAAAAGAGAAUUAGCUGCAAGGGAAGGCCAGCUUCGAACCGCGCAGUCUAGUAUAGUAGAGAAGGAUGUAAAAAUUCUAGGUUUGGAGAGGAGCCUACAUGAGGCACUGAACGAACUACGAGAUAUUAGAGGCGCUAUCGGGUUAAUAGAUCUGGACGAGAGUUUGUCAGUAUCGGACUCCCACGAUAUGCGCAUUUACUAACGUUAGGGGUUGGCAGUUCCGGCCAACUUUCGGAGAUAUCGAGCACGCUGCGGGCGAUAGCGC